This is a messenger RNA of Penicillium olsonii, 1335 nucleotides long. Lineage: Eukaryota; Fungi; Ascomycota; Eurotiomycetes; Eurotiales; Aspergillaceae. The record is from the annotation of a GenBank genome assembly.
AUGCUUUCAAAUUCUCAAGUUGAAGUAGCCAUCAUUGGCGGAGGCAUUGCUGGUGUGACUGCAGCACUCGGCCUUCUCAACCGAGGUAUAUCUGUCAAGGUAUACGAGCGCGCCAGUGGGUUUCGCGAAAUCGGAGCAGGAAUUGGACUCUCACCGAAUGCCGAACGGGCAAUGCUUCUCCUGAAUCCGGAUAUCCAUGCUGUCUUUAAAAGGCUCGCGACACCGAACACAGAGGACUGGUUUCAGUAUGUGGAUGGUUUCAACAGAUCGCAGGAGGGAGAUGGCGAAGACCUGUUGUUCAAAGUAUAUCUCGGGGAAAGAGGCUUCGAAGGAUGCCGCAGAACCGACUUUCUCAACGAACUAGUGAGCCUUCUACCGACAGGCUGUGUGGAGUUUCGCAAAGAAAUAGUCGACAUCACGGAGCCUGGAGAUGAGGCCAGUCCGGUUGCUCUUUACUUCGCCGAUGGCUCCAUGGCAUAUGCGGAUGCGGUGCUAGGUUGCGACGGGCUUCGAUCUCGCGUUCGGGAAUACAUUUUGGGCGUCGAUCAUCCGGCCGUUGAGCCAUCUUACACACAUAAGUUCGCCUACCGCGGCGUAAUCCCAAUGAAGGACGCAAUUCAAGCCAUUGGCGAAGAAAAGGCCCUGACAAGAUAUAUGCAUCUUGGACCGGAGUGCCAUGUACUGACCUUUCCUGUCUCCAUGUCCACCAUGUUGAACGUAGUUGCAUUUGUCACGGAUCCAAAUGAAUGGCCAAGCCUCGAUCAAACCACAUUGCCUGCAACCAGAGAGGAAGUGCUUGAAUCUUUCAAGAAUUUUGGUCCUGUUGUGACUGCAAUCAUGAACUUACUGGACCAGAGAUUGGACAAGUGGGGAAUUUUUGACUUACAGGAAAGACCGGUCGCAAGUUAUGUUUCUCCGCGUGGAUGUGUCUGUUUGGUUGGUGAUGCUGCUCAUGCUGCAGCUCCACAUCAUGGAGCUGGGGCCGGUUCUGCAAUUGAAGAUGCCCUGGCGUUGGCAGUAGGGCUGGAAGAGGCUGUCAAGAUCCUAACAGCUGGUCUAGAAUCAAUCAGCAAAAGAAAGACCAUCUCAGCAGCAUUUGCUGCAUAUGAAUGCACACGAUAUGAUCGCACCCAAUGGAUAAUCGAGAGCAGUCGAUUCAUGGGAGAGCUGUUUGAAUGGCAAGCGGCUGGUUUCGAACGCGAUCCGGACAAAUGCCACAGCGAGGUAGAGUGGCGAUCCCACAAGAUUUGGGACUAUGAUGUUGAAAAUUUGAUCAAGGAGAUUCGUGAAUCAUUUGUUGCCAAGGUAUCUGAAUCUGUGGGGGAGACGGUCUGA